ACCCCUCCCCGCUCUCCUCCCGCCACUUCAGCGCGCCUCCCCCACCUCACCUCACAGCCUCCCCUUCUUCCUUCACAUCCUUGCUCUACCCGGUCCUCACCGCAGGCUCCUACCUGACUCGAUCCCGUCCUCACCGCAGGCUCCUACCUGACUCGAUCCCGUCCUCACCGCAGGCUCCUACCUAACUCGAUCCCGUCCUCACCGCAGGCUCCUACCUAACUCGAUCCUGUCCUCACUGCAGGCUCCAACUGACUCGAUCCCGUCCUCACCGCAGGCUCCUACCUAACUCGAUCCUGUCCUCACUGCAGGCUCCAACUGACUCGAUCCCGUCCUCACCGCAGGCUCCUACCUAACUCAAUCCUGUCCUCACUGCAGGCUCCUACCUGACUCGAUCCCGUCCUCACCGCAGGCUCCUACCGUGAUCUGGUCUGUUCUCACUGCAGGCUCCUGUCCUCACUGCAGGCUCCUACCCUGACUCGAUCCCAUCCUCCUUGCAGGCUCCUACCCUGAUCCAGUCCAUCCUCACUGCAGCCUCCUACCUGACUCAAUCCUGUCCUCACUGCAGGCUCCUACCCUGACUCAAUCCCGUCCUCACGGCAGGCUCCCACCCUGAUCCGGUCCAUCCUUACUGCAGGCUCCUACCCGACUCGAUCCCAUCCUCCCUAAAGGCUCCUACCUGACUCUCCGUGACUCGACGACCGUCCCCCACGCCCUCAUCCUCGUGUCUCCGCGGCGGUACAUGCCACCCCCCGGGGACCCCCCACAACCUCCCACUGACCGCCGGCCCCAAGCACCCCGAGGCUUGGCCAUGAGCCUGGUGCUCCGCGUCCCGCAGCGGGCUGUCCCCGUCCGGAGGGCGCCGCUCCGCUCCCGGGUGGAGCUGCUGAGGGCCGUGCUGGGCGUGCGGGACUUCGACCUGGGCCUGCUGUGCGUGGACAACGAGGGCAUGCAGCGCCUCAAUAGGGCCUACCGCGGGGACGACCGCCCCACCGACGUGCUCUCCUUUCCGUUUCACGAGAACGUGAAAGCAGGCGAGCUUCCCCGGCCUCGUUCCCGAGAUGACUACAACUUGGGCGACAUCGUCCUAGGAGUGGAGUACGUCUUCCAGCGGUGCCGAGGAGACGCGGACUACUAUGACGCCCUGACGGUGACUGCCGCCCACGGGCUCUGUCACCUGCUGGGCUUCACACACAGCACAGAGGCCGAGUGGCGAAAGAUGUACCAGAAGGAGAAGCAGGUCCUUGAGGAGCUGAGCCGGCUCACGGGGACCAGGCUCCAGCCCCUGAGCCGGGGCCUCUUCUGAUGGUGCUGGAGGCCUGGCACCCAGGUGGCACCUGAGGGACUCUGCAGGGCACAGGGACAACACGUGGAAGACAGAUGGACCCUCCCUUUGGGGCCUGAGGACCAGAGACUCCAGCAAACUGAGGCCCUGCUGGUCGCUAUUGGCCCAUGGGGCUGCAGAAGUAACACACGCUCUGAACCAAAAUUGCGUAAGUGGAACCUUUUUCUGAAAGUAUAAGAGAAGCUUCCA
Canis lupus familiaris (dog) is the source of this 1531-nucleotide messenger RNA. It is a transcript of the gene YBEY, whose product is annotated as ybeY metalloendoribonuclease. The record is from RefSeq and is a predicted model, not a curated record. Lineage: Eukaryota; Metazoa; Chordata; Mammalia; Carnivora; Canidae. The transcript is spliced from 5 exons. Gene Ontology annotation, biological process: rRNA processing. Bases 740 to 1303 code for a protein of 187 amino acids. Gene Ontology annotation, molecular function: metalloendopeptidase activity.